CACUGGCACGGAAUUCAAAUUGCUGCAAAGCUUUUCGUGGGCGGAGUUUCGUCCCUAGAAUGGCAUUGUCUGCCCCGAAGUGCCACUAAUUAGGGGUUUUAGACUAAGCUGGCUGCGGUGUGUAAACAACAAUUAUGAGACCGGAGCCCGGGAAGUGGGAUUACCGGAGGUCAGAGCUCAGGAGCAUGUCGAGCACUUCGGAGGACAUCCGGAGGCAACUGAAGGUGCGGCGCCAGAAGCAGAGGGUCAUUUUGGCCACGAGAUGGCGCUGCGCCCAGGGAGGAUUGGAGUUCGAGCAGCUGGACACCUUCUACGGAGCCAUCAGGCCAUAUCUCUGUGUGGCGCAGUUCUUUGGCAUCAUGCCCUUGGCGAAUAUCCGGAGUCGCGAUCCCCAGGAUGUGAAGUUCAAGGUGCGGAGCAUUGGCCUGGUAGUCACCGGUCUCUUCCUGCUACUGGGUGGACUCAAGACUUUGGUGGGUGCCAAUAUACUCUUCACAGCGGGUCUAAAUGCCAAGAACAUGGCACCAUAGUUGGGCUGGUCUUCCUCAUCGUGGGCCUGGUCAACUGGGUGAACUUCGUGGGCUUCGCUCGCUCCUGGUCGCACAUAAUGCUGCCGUGGAGUUCCCUGGACAUUCUGAUGCUCUUUCCGCCGUACAAACGCUGCAACCGAAGCCUUCGGUCAAAGGUCAACUUCAUUGCGCUGUGCGUGGGCGUCCUGGCAGUGGGCGACCACAUGCUGUACUAUGUGUCUGGCUACAGCAGCUACAGCACGAACAUCCUGCAGUGCCACACGAACCACUCGCGGAUCACCUUUGCACUUUACCUGGAGAAGGAGUUCUCCGACAUCAUGUUCAUCAUGCCCUGCAACACCUUCACCAUUUGCUACGCAUUUUGGAUAAAUGGAGCUUUUACCUUUUUGUGGAACUUCCUGGACUUCUUCAUUGUCAUGACCAGCAUUGGAUUGGCGCAGAGGUUCCAGCAGUUUGCCGCUCGAGUUGGCGCCUUGGAGGGUCGCCAAGUUCCCGAGUCUCUUUGGUACGAUAUCCGCAGGGAUCACAUUCGCCUUUGCGAGCUGGCCAGUUUGGUGGAGGAGAGCAUGUCCUGCAUCGUGUUUGUAUCCUGUGCGAAUAACGUGUAUGUGAUCUGCAACCAGGCUUUGGCUAUUUUCACCAAACUGCGCCAUCCCAUAAACUACAUCUACUUCUGGUACUCGCUGCUCUUCCUGAUGGCCAGGACCAGUCUGGUGUUCAUGACGGCCUCCAGGAUCCACGACGCCUCGCUUCUGCCCCUGCGAUCCUUGUACUUGGUGCCCAGCAAUGGCUGGACUCAGGAGGUGCAGAGAUUCGCCUACCAACUCACCAGCGAGUUUGUCGGCUUGUCUGGCUAUCGCCUCUUCUGCUUGACCAGAAAGAGUCUUUUCGGAAUGCUAGCCACCCUGGUGACCUACGAACUCAUGCUGCUGCAAAUGGAUGCAAAGAACCCCAAGGGACUACGCUGCGUGUAACCAAAUCGGGC
Messenger RNA from Drosophila santomea, 1515 nucleotides. RefSeq names its product gustatory receptor for sugar taste 61a (gene Gr61a). Bases 263 to 1504 code for a protein of 413 amino acids. The transcript has 8 exons. Gene Ontology annotation, cellular component: membrane. NCBI's taxonomy places the organism in Eukaryota, Metazoa, Arthropoda, Insecta, Diptera, Drosophilidae. The record is from RefSeq and is a predicted model, not a curated record. Gene Ontology annotation, molecular function: sweet taste receptor activity. Gene Ontology annotation, biological process: detection of chemical stimulus involved in sensory perception of taste; sensory perception of sweet taste.